AUGGUGAACCUGAUGGAAUGGCAGAAACAGCUGCAGAGUGGGAAUGAGAAUGAGAAUGGGAAUGGGAAUGGGAAUGUUGAUGCCAAUGGACAACUCAUGUAUGUGAAGGUUAUGACUGAUGAACAGUUGGAAACCCUGAGGAAACAAAUUGCAGUUUAUGCCACCAUUUGUGACCAACUUAUUGAGAUGCAUAGAACUCUCUCAGCUCAGCAGGAUCUGGCAGGGGUUAGAUUGGGUAACAUAUACUGUGACCCAUUGAUGACAUCUGGUGGCCACAAAAUAACAUCUAGACAGAGGUGGACACCCACACCUGUGCAGCUUCAGAUUCUUGAACGAAUAUUUGAUCAGGGAAAUGGAACUCCAAACAAGGAAAAAAUCAAGGAAAUCACCACUGAACUGGGCCAACAUGGCCAAAUUUCUCAAACCAAUGUCUAUAAUUGGUUCCAGAAUAGGCGUGCUAGAUCCAAGAGAAAAUUGCAAAAUGUGACUCCUAGCAACACUGAAUCAGAACUAGACACUGAGGUUGAUUCUAAGGAUAAGAAGACAAAACCAGAAGAUAUUCAAUCCCAACAUAACAUAACAACUACAGGGUCUGAAAAGUUGUGCUUCCAAGAUCCUCAAGUAUGCUCUGACUUGCAGUACUUGAACCCAAAUUCUAACAAAACAUGUUCCAUGUUCCCAUCAGAUGCCACUGUGAAAUCCACAAGAAAUCUGGGUCGUAUGUCUGUCUUUGAUGAGGUGCUAUCAAACUCAAGGAAUGAUUAUCUGGUUGGGAAAAUGGAAGUAGCUGCAACUGGGAGUUACAAUUUAUAUCAUCACCAAGCAGGAGACUACAAUCUGGCAGGUUGA
This is a messenger RNA of Abrus precatorius (Indian licorice), 849 nucleotides long. RefSeq names its product WUSCHEL-related homeobox 8-like. NCBI's taxonomy places the organism in Eukaryota, Viridiplantae, Streptophyta, Magnoliopsida, Fabales, Fabaceae. The transcript is spliced from 3 exons. The record is from RefSeq and is a predicted model, not a curated record. Gene Ontology annotation, molecular function: DNA-binding transcription factor activity; DNA binding. The coding region runs from base 1 to 849 and encodes 282 amino acids.